Molecule: messenger RNA, 1025 nt
Organism: Oppia nitens
Lineage: Eukaryota; Metazoa; Arthropoda; Arachnida; Sarcoptiformes; Oppiidae
Product: PI-PLC X domain-containing protein 3-like
Exons: 2
Coding region: 21-1025 (334 amino acids)
Biological process (GO): lipid metabolic process
Molecular function (GO): phosphoric diester hydrolase activity
Source: RefSeq, a predicted model, not a curated record
UAAGUAAUGAAAAGAAAGGUAUGAUUGAUAAUGAUUUGAAUGAACAGAGAGUCGUCUUAUUAGACAUCAAGAAGUCUGUUCCCAAAGAGUUAAACAAUUGGAUGACAAACAUAUCAACAAAAUUACAAGACAUUGCUAUUUGGAAACUAACCAUUCCUGGUUCACACGAUUCUGGUAGUUAUGGUCUGGACAUAGAUCUCGGCAUUAGUCCCGAUCGACCCGAUCUCGAGAACUCAUUUUGGGUUAACUUAUGUAAAUGUUUUUCAUUGCCGACAAUACAUCGGUGGACUAAAACACAGACACUGGAUGUGACCAAUCAAUUGUUGGCCGGUAUUCGUUAUAUCGAUUUGAGGAUYGCAUCCAAAGUAGACGAUAAUAACUAUUAUUUUUGUCACGGCUUAUAUGGACCACAAGUAGACAAUAUUUUACAAGAAAUCAAUGCAUUCCUUGAGAUGAAUCCACAGGAAAUUGUUUUUAUUGAUUUCCAACACUUCUAUAAACUUUCAGAUGAAGAUCACAAACAAUUGAUUGGAAAAAUAAUGUCAAUAUUUGAUCAUAAAUUAGUUCCAUACAGUUCACAGACAAUGAUGGAUAAAAUAACAUUAAAAUAUUUAUGGCAGAGAAGACAACAGGUCUUUGUUUAUUAUCGCAAUGAAAGCGCUCGUAUGGAAGCACCGACUCUAUGGCCAUCUCGAUGUUUACCGAACCCGUGGGCCAAUACAAUGAGUAGAGAAAAACUAACAAAAUUUUUGGACUUUCAUAUCGCUGACAGACCUCUUAAUAAUAUGUAUGUAACGCAAGCAAUACUGACUCCCAGUAAUAGUUACGUUGGACUACACUUCUUCUCGUCGCUGGAAACAGAUUUGGCUGACAUUUGCAACAUUAGGAUCAAUGAGUGGAUGAAUGGUAAGAGUGCCGGUGCUAAGGGUCCUAAUAUAGUAAUGUCUGACUUUAUUGAGUGGUCUAACUAUGAAAUACCAUUAAAUACCGUUAAAAUGAAUGAAACACUUAUUUUAAAUAAAUAA